UUGCAGCAGGGCCCCGCCCUCCGGCCGGAGGUCUGAGUCGCGCCUGCCCAGUGAGUCCCUCUCUGUCUCUAUUUCUCCUUCACUGUGUCCUGCUGCUGCUGCUGCUGCUGCUGCUGCUGCUGCUAACAACAACUAUAACUCUGCACGCUGCGACACACACAAAGAGACAUGGCAGAGAAAGGAGUAGUGGAUGAGGUGCUGCAGGACAAGACAGGAAAAGGCAAAGAGGCCGAGAACAAAGGCCACUGUGGGACGUGUCAGCACAACGCACCCAAGGGACAUGGCACGAUGUCUGUCCCUCCUCCAUACGCAGACUUGGGGAAAGCUGCCAAAGACAUCUUCAGCAAAGGCUUUGGAUAUGGAGUUGUGAAGCUGGACGUGAAGACCAAGUCCCAGAAUGGUGUUAUGGAGUUCGCCACCUCCGGCUCCAACAACACCGACACGGGGAAGUCCGGAGGCCACCUGGAGACCAAGUACAAAGUGUCUGAGCUGGGCCUCACCUUCAACCAGAAAUGGAACACAGACAAUACUCUCACCGCAGAGGUCACCAUGGAGGACCAGCUGGCUAAGGGCCUGAAGCUCGCUCUUGACGCAUCAUUUGUUCCCAACACUGGGAAGAAGAGUGCCAAACUGAAGACCGGCUACAAGCGUGACUUUGUAAAUAUUGGCUGCGACCUGGACUUCGACGUGGCCGGUCCCACCGUCCACGCCGCCGCCGUGCUGGGCAACAACGAAUGGAUGGCCGGCUGCCAGUUGUCUUUUGACACGGCCAAAUCCAACCUGACCCAAAACAACUUCGCCCUCGGACACAAGAUGGGUGACUUAGAGCUUCACACCCACAUUUAUAACGGCACAGAGUUCGGCGGCUCUGUUUACCAGAAGCUGAACAGCAACUUGGAGACGGCGGUCAACGUGGCGUGGACAGCCGGCAGCAACAACACACGCUUUGGAAUUGCAGCCAAAUACCAGCUGGAUAAGGACACCUACCUGUCUACCAAAGUUAACAACGCCUGCCUCGUUGGAGUUGGAUACACACAAACCCUCAGGCCAGGAGUGAAGAUCACCCUCUCAGGUCAGCUCGACGGGAAGAACGUGAACGGCGGCGGACACAAAGUCGGCUUGGGUUUCGAGCUGGAGGCAUAAAGAUUCAGCGGGAGGACGGACGAGGAAGAGAGGAAAGAAAGCAACACAGGAGGAGAGGAAGAAAGAGUGAAAACACAGCAAAGGUGCACUCAGCGACACAGAAACACAUACAGUAUGAACACAGAUACACACAUUCGUUGGCCUUAUCCCUGAAACCACCAAGCCUCCUCCGAGACCUCCAGUACUGUAGUUUUAAAAGAGUCAAGCAUUGUUAUGUUUCGGUUACUUUUACAUUACUUACAGCUCCCACAACCAACUUAUGAGCAUAUAUAUAUUAUCAAAUCACAAAAAAGAGCCGACUUGUCAGCAGGUAAUUUAUGCAAAAACUCCUGUUCUCCAAAUAAUGGGCUGUCUAUGAGCAGUUUAACCAGACAAAAUGCACUUUUAAUAGAGCAUUUGUGUCUUAAACUUAACUGUUUUCUUUCUGAAAUAAGAUUUGAAGCACUUUGUUAUGUUGAAUGUGUGGUCAGGUUGUUUUUGUUCGGUUAUACUCUGGGUUUUUAGACAUUAAUAAGAUUAUUAGAGGGUGCUUGUUUUGGUAUAUUGUGGUUUUGUUGCAUGCUUUCAAGGCUAGGAGAGACGUUUUUUCUUUUACUUUUCUGUAAACGGAUGCAAUAAAAGCUGGAGAGAAUCAAGCAGAAAAGACAAAGAGCGGCUGAUCUUUCUCAGAUAGAGCGGGCUGACUUUGAUUCCACCAUUUGACCUCAGUAACAGUUUUGAACUGUGAACCUUCAGUUGCCUAAAUCUCUAUUUUUCAGGUCCCGUUUGGUAAAAGGGCCGACGGCAAUUUGAGACUCUCGUGUCACCUCUUUGUCUCGUUUUGUGUCUCUGAACCUGUUCCACGUUCACCACUACAUUUCACUUGAUCUGUUCUGUGCUUUGUAUAGGAGAAUUAGUCAACAUUAAUUAGGACCUCAAACUGAUUUUAUUGAAAUAAAGGAAUAAAUAAUGUUAAACACUA
Molecule: messenger RNA, 2104 nt
Organism: Sebastes umbrosus (honeycomb rockfish)
Lineage: Eukaryota; Metazoa; Chordata; Actinopteri; Perciformes; Sebastidae
Gene: vdac3
Product: voltage-dependent anion channel 3
Exons: 11
Coding region: 169-1143 (324 amino acids)
Biological process (GO): monoatomic anion transmembrane transport
Cellular component (GO): mitochondrial outer membrane
Molecular function (GO): voltage-gated monoatomic anion channel activity
Source: RefSeq, a predicted model, not a curated record